UUUUGCAGUAAAUGUGUGUGCUGCAGGGAGGGCUGGAUCAUUCGUGGCAGCAGGUACCCUGUGCUGGCCUGCUAAGUGGAACUGGGCAGAACAGUAAAUGGCCAAAAGGAAUGGAUACCCCUCCACCUGGUCCAGAGGAGCCCUUCAGAGCUUUCCUACAGGGUAACAAGCCUUGUGAUAGGAGAGAAGCAGUGAAUGUCAUAUAUCUCGAAGUUAGUAAGGCUUUUGAUGACCUCAUAAACAAAUCAGAGAAAUAUGGCCUAAGCAAACCUACUAUAAGGACUGAAGGAUACAGCAUUUUAUAUUACCUGUGGAUUUGAGAAGUGAAGAAUAAUUCUGAUCACAGGAUGACUAGUUAUACCUAUGUUGUGAUGGAAAAAUGAGAGCAUCUAGGUUACAGCAUUUUUUACACUUCUAAAACUGCCUUUGACUACAAGAUUUAUUCCCUUAAAACAUACACACAAAAUGUCAAAACUUGAUCCUUCAUCUGGAUUAGUAGGAAACAUGGAAAAUGGGACUUUUCUGGAGCUAUAUCCCACAUCCCUGUCAACUUCAGUGGAUUCCUCAUCGGGCCGCUUAUCAAAUGUCUAUGUCUAUGUAUCUAUAUUUCUCAGUCUCUUAGCAUUUCUUCUUUUGCUAUUAAUCAUUGCACUUCAGAGGCUGAAAAACAUAAUCUCUUCCAGUGCCUCCUACCCAGAAUACACUAGUGACGCCGGAAGUUCUUUCACUAAUUUAGAAGUUUGUAGUAUUUCUUCCCAGCGAUCUGCUUUCUCAAACCUUUCUUCAUGAAAAGAAAUGAAGGAUAUAUAUUGGGAAUGGAACAUCUUUGUCUAGCUUUUGUGGGAAGUAGUGCAUGCAACAUUUGCUAUUGAGGACUAUUAAUCAUGAAAGAGGUGACUUUUGAAGUUCUCUUUGAUUUUUCUUUCUCAUUUUAGUUUCCAUCUCCCUUUUAUUAACAAUACUUUUAAUCUUGGAGCAUGGAAAUGGCAUCUGGUUGUAGCUUCAUGUAUGUAAUAGUAACGCUGCCUUUCUGUCAUAUAUAUACACAGCCAUGCAUACGCAGUCUUCCUGCCAAAUUUGAAUAUGGUUCUAGGUAAUUGUUCUAAUUCGUCUCUGGAGUUGUAUCCCUCUUAUCUGGAUUUCCCUUUGUUAGUGUGUCAUUGACUUUACUUGCUAGCACCUUCUGGACAAAAUCGCUUUCACAAAAAUGCCGCCAUACUCAUCUAAUAGACAAACUGGCUUCUUGGUCAAUUUUAAAUUUGUAGAGGGGAGUUGUUUGUUUUGUUCUGGUUUUAACUGUGGUGUUGAUUCAGUAUUUAAAUUAUAUUAUUAAAACAAAAGUAAAAUACUUAUUUUGUUAACAAACAUUAAUUUUGUCUGUGUAUACCAGGCCAUUGAACCUUUCUGUAUGAAGCCUUUAAAAGUCAACUUUCACAUAUACUUUGACAUAUUUGCUUAAUUUUAUUUAGCAAAAGUGACUAGAAUAAAUAUACACAGUUGUGAACUCAAGCUGUACUGUAUGUUAUAAAAAUAUUUUUAGAAUUUACUUGCUUGCAAUUGUCAGGGCUGCCUACUUCUUAGGGGUAGUUUCUGCCUGUGAAUCACAAAUACAGCACACCUCUUUUCCGUGCUUCAUUGCUACUCUAGCUUAUUGUUAAUCGUGCCAAACACAAUCUGAGCAGCCUUUUCUCUCCUUGAGAGAAAACAUAAUUCCCAUUACUGUUGCUGGCAGCUGAUUACCUGCAUUAAGAUCCCUUAUAGGCAUGGGUUCUUACCUCAGUGGAGAAAAUCGCCAUACUCAUCUAAUAGACAAACUGGCUUCUUGGCCAAUUUUAAAUUUGUUGAGGGGGGUUGUUUGUUUCGUUCUGUUUUUAAUUGUGGUGUUGAUUCAGUAUUUAAAUUAUAUUAAAACAAGUGGAGCUACUUACAUUGGUAAGAAUUACUGAGGGGCUAGAUUCUGCCUUCUCCUUAAAUAGAUGCACAAUGGGGUGGAGGAGCAAGAUGAAUCCUUCUUGGCAGUGGCCUGUGUAAGGUCCAAGCGGUGUCAUAGUCCCUUCUCUGAAGGAGUCACAGUGCCUGCUCUCUCCCUACACCACCAUGCAUGCACAGAGCCCCACUAAGGAUAGGAAGUGCUGGGAAGGCGGGGAGGACAUUACAGAAUGGACCCAGUAUGCAUGGCAGGAGAAUAAGCUGUACCCCAUUAAGAGAUGUAGUAGAGGUAAUGCCCUCCUUCUGCUCUAGGGAGUUCAGCAUCACAUAUAUCGAGACUGGAUGCCUCUCCAUGGCCAAUAUCCCCCCAUAGUUUGGGCUAUGCUGAAAUGGCAUCAUUAGUUCCAGGAGAAUUAGGGUUUGCAGGCUUGAUUCUUACACAAAGAACAGCCUCUACACACUUAAAUAAUUCAUAUGAUACUCCCAGUAACUGUCCAUUAUGUCCAAAUUUAAAACAGUAGCUCCCUUGAUUAAAACAGAGUCCUGUAUUCGGUCACUGUCAUAAAGCAAUUAUUAUUAUAGCAAAGCAGAAUUAUGUGAGGUCUCCAGCACACCCAGCGUGGGUUUAGUCCCAUUAAAAUUGGCAGUAAAACCACAUGGAAUGCAAAGAUCGGUUUGUUAUGAUUGCAGCCUCCAAAGUAUACUACACAAUGUUCUCAUAUGAAUGAGGGGGGUGUUAAUCCCUGGCCCUCCCUAAAGGAUUCCAGGGGGUGCCAAGUGGUUAGUUUUAUGACUGGUUAUUACUUUAUAGCAUCAUUACAGAAUAUGGUUCAAGGGGAACAGUUGGGCCCAGUUGGGCCCUUCUCCACCUAAAGUCAAUGGGAGCUUUGCCCAUGAGCAAGAUCCAACUCAUUUGAAGGGCCAUGAGAAGAACAUGGAAGUGUCAUCACUGGUUUUAAUUAGCAGAGCUGCACUUGUCGUUAACUGAUGGAGGGGAUCACAGCAGGAUAGUGGUGUUACAGUUCCCCUUACAAAUGGUACACCUGAUUCUUCAGAGGUCUAGUACCUGUCUAAUCUCUUAACCUAGCAUCAACAUCUCUAAAUAGAUAGCUGUCUCUUUUGAGGCUCACGUCCUUUAUUAUUUGGCAAGCAUGUGUUUAAAGUUAGGGAACAGUUGAUAUACUACAGCCUUUGUUGAUGCAGCUACAUGUGAAACACUCCAGUACUUUUAAAGAAUUUUCUUCCUCCAGGUUAUUAGUUUGCUACAGGCAGGAUGCAGAUCCCAAGACCCAACAUUAAUUGUAUAAGUCUAGGAAAUACAGGUUUUUCACAAUCAAAUGUAAAUGUAAUAAUUAGAAAUAUCAUUAUUCAGUGCCAAACAAAGGCAGAUUAAAUUAGAGUUGGUGUUUUCAAGUCUUUAAAUUAACAUUAUUAAUACAAUAAUUUGUGGCAAAAUUUGGUAUUAAGAUUCUUUUAUAAGAGCAAAAGGAUUUUGCUGUAAAACAAAGAACUUAAGCCAUGGGGAUUGCUUUUAUAAAGGUACUAGAAGAUUUACCCGGUGUUGCUUGGGUCCUUAACUCAAUUAAUUUUUGUUUUUUUGGAAAAUAAAAUGUAAAUGUA
Messenger RNA from Pelodiscus sinensis (Chinese soft-shelled turtle), 3549 nucleotides. NCBI's taxonomy places the organism in Eukaryota, Metazoa, Chordata, Testudines, Trionychidae. The record is from RefSeq and is a predicted model, not a curated record.